Molecule: messenger RNA, 3327 nt
Organism: Daktulosphaira vitifoliae (grape phylloxera)
Lineage: Eukaryota; Metazoa; Arthropoda; Insecta; Hemiptera; Phylloxeridae
Product: elongation factor-like GTPase 1
Exons: 17
Coding region: 202-3327 (1041 amino acids)
Biological process (GO): cytosolic ribosome assembly
Cellular component (GO): cytosol; ribonucleoprotein complex
Molecular function (GO): ribosome binding; GTP binding; GTPase activity
Source: RefSeq, a predicted model, not a curated record
UUCUAUUGUAAUUCAUUCAUUUCAAUAAAUUAAAUUCUUAUUUAAAUUAUGUAUGUUUAAAUAUGUAUUUAUAUGUAUUCUUUAAUGCAUUAAUGAAUGAUUAAUUUGAAUAUUAAAAUUAAUAUUCAGACUACAAAUUAUUUCUAAGUUUAAUUUAGUGAGUAAAUUUAUUCAUUAUAUGUUUUAAUAAUUAAAUUAAAAAUGAGAAGUAUUACUCAAAAUAAGCUCAUUGAGCUACAACAUAAACCCAAUUCUAUUCGUAACAUUUGUAUAAUGGCUCAUGUUGAUCAUGGUAAAACUACAUUGGCUGAUUCAUUGGUAGCAAGUAAUGGAGUUAUAUCUCAAAAAAUGAUUGGUAAACUUAGAUAUAUGGAUAGUAGACGUGAUGAGCAACAACGAGGAAUAACUAUGAAAAGUUCCUCAAUAGCAUUAUAUCAUAAUAAACAGGACUAUGAACAUCUUAUUAACGUAAUUGAUAGUCCUGGACAUAUUGAUUUUUUUUCUGAAGUAUCUACUGCAUUAAGGUUAUGUGAUGGAGCCAUUAUUUUAGUUGAUGUAGUAGAAGGUGUUUGUCCACAAACACAAGCCUGUUUAAAACAAAUAUGGUCAGAAAACAUUAAACCAGUUUUAGUAUUAAAUAAAAUAGAUAGAUUGAUCUUGGAGUUAAAUUUAACACCAUUAGAUGCAUAUAUUCAUAUCACUCAAAUACUUGAACAGGUUAACGCUGUAGUUGGGGAGCUUUUUACGAAUGAUGUUUUUGAAAGAGAAACAGAUACAAAAGAAAAUAAAGAAUUUCAGACUGGCGAAGAUUUGUAUAAUGAAUGGAGCACUGCUAUUGAAAUGGCUGACGAUUCUGAUUUGUAUUUCUCACCUCAUCAAGGGAAUGUUUUGUUUGCAUCUGCUGCAGAUGGUUGGGCUUUCAAUAUAGAAAAAUUUGCGAAUAUGUUAUCUACUAAGCUAGGUAUAAGUUUAACAACAUUGAAAAAAACUUUGUGGGGAGAUUAUUAUUUAAAUUUAAAAACUAAAAGAAUAUUGAAAGGAGCUCAGGAAAAAGCCAAAAAACCUUUAUUUGUUCAGAUGAUUAUUGAAAAUAUUUGGCUUGUUUAUGAUAUUAUUAUUAAUCAAAAAGAUAAAAAUCGUCUAAUAAAAAUAGCUGAUAGUAUGAAUGUUACUUUAAAUAGCAGAGAUCUUCGACAAACUGAUACUCGAAUAUUGUUACAAUCUUUUUUAUCACAAUGGAUACCAUUAGCAACAUCUGUUUUAGAUGCAGUUUGUGAAAUUUGCCCAGCGCCAAACAAAUUAACUGAGAAUAAAAUUGAAAAGUUAUUAUGUCCCCCAAUGAAAGAAUUUAGUCUUAUGCCAGAAAAAACUAUAGCUUUGAAAAAAAUUUUUUUACAAUGUUGUCAUGAUAAUGAAUCAGUUCCUGUUGUUGCAUUUAUUUCAAAAAUGUUUCCAAUUAAACGCAAACAUUUACCUCAAAAUAGACCAAAAGUUUUAUCUGCUGAAGAGAUUGCACUACGAAGAGAACAAGCAAGAAUUCGUCAUGCUUUGAGAAACAAUGAAUCUAAAGUCUUGAACUUACAAAUUGAAUCUUCCAAAACCGAAGAGAAUGAUUUGGCAACUGUAAAACCAGUAUUUAAUGAAAAUGAUAUUAUGUUUAUAGCAUUUGGAAGAGUCUACAGUGGAACUAUUCGAGUUGGUCAAGAAAUUUAUGUUUUGGGACCAAAACAUGAUCCUUCAAAAAUUAAAAGCGAAGAUAUUGAAUUUGAUGAAAAAUGCACAUUAUCUACAUUGAAAGCUGAUCAGCAUGUAAUGAAAGUAGUUAUAUCUGAUCUAUAUAUGUUGAUGGGGCGUGAUUUAGAACCUGUAGAAGAAGUUCCAGCUGGUAAUAUAUUUGGUGCUGGUAACUUAGAGCAAUAUAUUUUAAAAAGUGCCACUCUGUCAACAAUUUUAGCUUGUCCUCCAUUUACCGAAAUAAAAGUAAUGGCAACACCAAUAAUGAGAGUUGCUAUAGAACCAAAACAUUCGGCAGAUUUACCAGAAGUUGUUAAAGGAUUAAAACUUCUUAAUCAAGCAGAUGCAUGUGUUCAGGUUAUUAUGCAAGAAACUGGAGAGCAUGUAAUUGUUACUGCAGGAGAAGUCCAUCUUCAAAAGUGCAUUGAAGAUUUACGUGAUAGGUAUGCUAAAGUUGAUGUUAAUGCUUCAGCACCAAUUGUACCAUUCCGAGAAACAAUUGUGCCUCUACCUAAAAUAGACAUGGCUAAUGAAGUUAUUGAUAGUCAAAAAAAUGAUCAAGAUGAAAAUUUGACUGGAUUACUUAAUAUAUAUACAGCUAAUCAUCUUUGCUGCAUUAAGUUACGUGCAGAACCAUUGCCUUUAAAAGUUACUGAAUUUUUAGAAAAAAAUGCUGAUAUUAUUAAAGAGUUAACUGAACGGCCUGCAGAAAAUAUUUGUGAUGCUUUAGAAUGUCUAACAAUCAAAGAAUCAACUUCUAAAAGUAUAAAUUCAGCCUUUGAUAUAUUUCGUUUGCAACUUAAAGAAGCACUUGGAAAUAAUUAUGAUAUCUCACAAGUUUGGGCAUUUGGUCCUAAAAAGUGUGGACCAAAUAUUCUAUUAAAUAAAAUACCAAAAUAUGAAAAAUCUGUGUGGAAUCAAAAAACUAUUUUAGAUGAUGUGUUGACCAAAUAUGAAAAUAGUUUUGUUAAUGGUUUUCAAAUAGCAACAGUAGCAGGGCCGUUAUGUGAAGAACCAAUGAUGGGUGUUUGCUUUGUAGUAGAAGAUUGGACUAUUGAUACAACUCAACAAAUUGCCAAUGAUCCAUAUGGACCUAUGUCAGGACAAAUUAUGUCAGCUGUUAAAGAUGGAUGUCGAAAAGCGUUUCAAGCUCAACCACAAAGGCUUAUGGCAGCUAUGUAUACUUGUUCUAUCCAAGCUAAUGUUGAAGUUUUAGGUAAAAUGUAUGCAGUAUUGGGUAGACGUCAUGGACGGGUAAUAAGUGCAGACAUGACACAAGGAUCAGCAUCAAAUUUUAAUAUUACUGCCUUACUACCAGUAGUAGAAAGUUUCUCAUUUUCUCCAGAAAUUCGCAAACAAACAUCUGGAUUAGCUAGUCCACAAUUGGUAUUUAGUCAUUGGGAAAUAAUUGAUAUUGAUCCAUUUUGGGUACCAAAUACUGAAGAAGAAUUAGAGUUAUAUGGAGAAAAAGCUGAUUCUGUUAAUAGAGCUUUAAACUAUAUGAACGCAGUCCGAAAAAGAAAAGGUUUAUCAGUAGAAGAAAAAAUUGUUCAGUUUGCUGAAAAACAGCGAACAUUAUCAAAAAAUAAAUAA